This is a messenger RNA of Gadus morhua (Atlantic cod), 2966 nucleotides long. RefSeq lists its product as uncharacterized. The record is from RefSeq and is a predicted model, not a curated record. Lineage: Eukaryota; Metazoa; Chordata; Actinopteri; Gadiformes; Gadidae.
AUGGCAACCAUCACCAUCAGCCUUGCUGUCGAGAGAUUUGGUACAGUGGAGAAGUUGGGUACCAAGACCCCCUACAUGAACAACCGUAGGGCAGAGAAGAUCAGCCGGUUAAGGCAGGAGCUGCGGGUCCUGAAGCGGCAGUACAAGGUAGCGCGAGAAGAGGAAAGGGAUGCACUAUCAGAACUUCGUGGCAUCCUCAGGAAGAAGCUCACCACUUUUCGAAGGGCAGAAUGGCACAGACGGCGGGGGAAAGAGAGGGCCAAGAGGCGGUCUGCCUUCAUCGCAAACCCCUUUGGAGUCACCAAGCAGUUGCUUGGGCAAAAACGAAGUGGAAACCUCGUUUGUCCCAAAGAGGAGAUCGACAACCAUCUCUGCAACACAUACAGUGAUUCUGCUUGGGAGGAAGACCUAGGCCCCUACAGAUCUUUGAUAGACCCCCCAGGACCCACCACAGACUUCAACAGCAAGGAGCCCAGUUGGAAGGAGAUUCAGGAAGUUGUCAAGGCAGCCAGAGCCAGUUCAGGCCCUGGACCAAGCGGAGUGCCCUACAAACUAUACAAGAGGUGUCCCAGACUCCUUCACCGGCUGUGGAAGAUCCUGAGGGUUAUCUGGAGGAGGGGAAAGGUAGCCCAACAAUGGAGAUUUGCAGAAGGUGUCUGGAUUCCCAAGGAGGAGAAUGCUAAGAACAUCGAGCAGUUCAGAACGAUCUCGCUGCUCAGCGUUGAGGGGAAGAUAUUCUUCGCCAUCCUAUCCCGUCGGUUGACGGAGUUCCUCCUGAAGAACGAGUACAUCGACACCUCUGUACAGAAGGGCGGAAUCCCAAAGGUGCCAGCAUGCCUCGAACAUACAGGUGUGGUCAUGCAGUUGAUCAGAGAGGCAAGAGAAGGGAAAGGAGACUUAGCUGUGCUGUGGCUCGAUCUCACCAACGCUUAUGGAUCCAUUCCUCAUACACUGCACCGGCACCAUGUCCCAGGUAAAAUUAGGGACCUUAUCUUGGACUAUUACAAGAGUUUCAAGCGAGUCACCUCUGGGACAGUCAUAUCUGAGUGGCAUCGGCUGGAGAAAGGGAUCAUCACUGGAUGCACUAUUUCAGUGAUUCUCUUUGCCUUGGCCAUGAACAUGCUGGUCAAGUCAGCAGCAGUCGAGUGCAGAGGUCCGCUCACCAAGUCUGGAGUCCGCCAGCCCCCCAUCAGAGCCUUUAUGGACGACCUGAUAACGACGACGUCAGUGCCGGGGUGCCGAUGGAUCCUUCAGGGCUUGGAGAAGAUCAUCACCUGGGCUCGGAUGUGUUUCAACCCUGCAAAAUCUAGGUCCCUGGUGCUCAAGAGGGGGAAAGUGUCUGACAAGUUCCGCUUCUCUCUGGACGGCACCCAGAUUCCAUCAGUCACCGAGAAACCCAUCAAGAGCCUCGGAAAGACCUUUGAUUGCACCCUGAAGGACGCUGCAUCCAUCAAGGCCACAAAUCGGGAGCUGGAGGCGUGGCUGACAGCAGUGGACAAGUCGGGUCUGCCUGGUAAAUUCAAGGCCUGGAUUUACCAGCACGGUGUUCUCCCCAGGAUUCUGUGGCCCCUGCUUGUGUACGAGUUCCCAAUAACAACAGUACAGGGCUUCGAGAGGAGGAUCAGCCGUUACCUCCGUAGAUGGCUGGGCAUGCCACGAAGCCUGAGUAGCAUCGCUCUAUACAGGCACAACAACAAACUGAAGCUCCCCAUUAGCAGCCUGAAUGAGGAGUUCAUGGUAACUCGUGCAAGAGAGGUGCUGCAGUACAGGGAAUCCAGGGAUCCAAAGGUCUCUCUGGCAUUGAAGUCAGGACUGGAAGGAAGUGACUUCCUGGAAGGAACAGUCGAGCAGGCGGAGUCACGCUUGCGUCACAGCGUGCUGGUCGGCCCAGUGGCAUCUGGACGAGCAGGGCUUGGUAGCGUUGCAACCACACGCUACGACAAAGCCCUGGGCAAAGACAGACGCCGAUUGGGCCAAAAGGAAGUGAGAACUGGCGUGGAGGAACUGCGUACUAGCCAGAUGGUGGGGAUGCGACAGCAAGGCGCAUGGACGAGAUGGGAACAGGCAGUGGACCGCAAGAUCUCCUGGUCUGAGCUUUGGCAAGCUGAGCCUUACCGGAUCAAGUUCCUGAUUGCGUCUGUCUAUGACGUCUUACCCAGCCCAUCCAACCUCUUCUGCUGGGGCAAGGUUGACGCACCAUCAUGUCCUUUGUGCCUCAGAAGGGGAACGCUAGAGCACAUCCUCAGCUGUUGCUCCAAAGCCCUGGGAGAAGGACGCUACGCUUGGCGCAACGACCAGGUGCUGAAGGCGAUAGCAGAAACCAUCUUCACCAGCAUCACCCAGAACAAGCCUCUCCGACCAGCAAGGCAGGCGAUUGCUUUCAUUCGAGCAGGGGAGGAGCCUAAGCCCAAGCCAAGGGGGACAGCGGGACUCCUUGGAACCGCACCGGACUGGCAGAUGAAGGCCGACCUGGGGAAGCAGCUCAGAUUCCCAGAGCAGAUCGUGGAAACCACCCUGAGACCAGACAUAGUUCUGUUCUCAGAUUCAACCAAACAGGUGGUCCUACUUGAGCUGACAGUUCCCUGGGAGGAGCGCAUGGAAGAGGCCAAUGAGAGGAAGCGUGCCAAGUAUGCCAACUUAGUGGAGGAGUGCCGCGACGGGGGGUGGCGUGCCCGGUGGCCAAUAGAGGUGGGCUGUAGAGGCUGUGCAGCGCAAUCUCUCUGCAAAGCAUACAGCAUGCUUGGAGUCACAGGUGCACGUCAGAGAAAGGCCAUCAAGACCACCACAGAGGCAGCUGAGAAGGCCUCUAGAUGGCUGUGGAUCAAGAGGGGCGAUCCGUGGGUACAUGCUACUUAGACACUAGUUGGGACUUGAUCAAUCCCGGCUGGGUCGCCUGGUUGAGGGUGUAUGAUGUUGCGAGACCCGAAACACCCAAUGACCCCAGGUUCCAUCACUGAUGAUGUGUC